Molecule: messenger RNA, 630 nt
Organism: Sturnus vulgaris (Common starling)
Lineage: Eukaryota; Metazoa; Chordata; Aves; Passeriformes; Sturnidae
Source: RefSeq, a predicted model, not a curated record
AUGAGUGCAGCCCUGCAGGUGACAGCAUUCGGGCUCGCUCUUCUCUCUACACUCUUCCUACUCCUGGCCACGUGCACGGACUGCUGGAUGGUCAAUGCUGAUGACAGCUUGGAGGUAAGUCACAAAUGCCGGGGCCUUUGGAGAGAGUGUGUCACCAACAUGCAGGAUGGGGUCAGGACCUGUGACCAGUAUGACUCCAUUCUGGCUGACCACCCAGUGAAGAUCGUGGUGACACGGACCCUGAUGAUCACAGCAGAUCUCCUGGCUGGCCUGGCUUUGGCUACACUGAUUCUUGGGCUCGACUGCAUCACAUUCUUCAAGGAAGAUCCUCGUGUCAAACUGAAGAUGUGCUAUGGAGCUGGAGCCAUGCUCGGCGCUGGGAGCAUCCUAGGGCUCACAGGCUCUGUGUGGUAUGCAGUGGACGUCUACGUGGAGAGGGCCAUGCUGGUGUCACACAAUGUAUUCCUGGGAGUCCACUAUGACUUUGGGUGGUCGUGCUGGCUGGGAAUGGCUGGCUCCACUGGCUGCUUUGUGGCAUCUGUCCUGCUGACCUGCUGCCUCCAUGCCUGCACAGGUCAGUCUGUCUCAUUCCACCCCAUCCUAUCUCAAGUCCUGGUGAAGGUGUGCUGA